Auanema sp. JU1783 is the source of this 1290-nucleotide messenger RNA. The record is from the annotation of a GenBank genome assembly. NCBI's taxonomy places the organism in Eukaryota, Metazoa, Nematoda, Chromadorea, Rhabditida, Rhabditidae.
AUGAAAGAUCCUUCUGUUCUCUUGUCGAAGGGAGUUCAGCUCAUGGACUCAGCAAAUGGAUGCCUUUUGACUUGUGACAAUGAGAAAGACUUUGAAAAUGUGAAGAAGAUGUUUACCCAAGAUGUCACGUUGGAUGACUUGGAAGAGUGGAAAUCCAGUACAGAAAUGGAGCUGUAUACUGCUAAAAUUUUUUUAGAAAAAUCGCGCUACUAUUUGAGUUUAAGUCCACCAGAUCUCGUACAAUCUUUGGAAAAGAUAUGGUUUUCGGCAGUGUUCGCCGUUAAAAAAUUAUUUCUGUUAUCAGGAGGAAUCAACUUGAAGUCUCAUAAAGCUUUAUCUUAUUUUUGUCGGUUUGCUAUCGCAAACUCUGAAUUGGUUGGUAAACGCAUUGUUUUUCUCAUGGACUGCUGGACAGAAGCAGAACAAAUGCAUCAGGAUGCCUAUGGAUCAUGGAACUACCGGCCACACGAAUACUCUCAAGUUAUAAGCAAUGUUGAAAUAUUUGUGAAAGAAUUCCAAAAUUUCGAUCAACGCAAGAUAUGGGAUAACUUCGAGAAAACUUUCAUCGUCAACACAAAAAAAAUGUUACGGUUAGAAAAGUUUCUCCACAGGCUGUUUAUCUUGGUGGAUCUCAACUAUCAGUUUGCUCUCCUCUCUUCCGAAAUACCUGCAGAACAGUAUGAAGCAGUUCAGGAUAAAUUAGAACAAGCUAGAUUGAAUAUGUCGGAGAAACUAAGUGCUGGAGGAAUCAAUGCAACGCUCCUUGCUGCGUUGACAAAACCAAAAACAUUCAACUCACUACAUUCUCCGGACGGAUUUGGGAACUUCCCUGCUUUCAAUCGCUCUGUAUCGAAGUUUCCUUGGUUCCCUAGAAACCAUACUUGGGUCAAUCCUGGUUCAGAAGGAACGACAGUUCUUCCUGCUUCACCUUUAAAUGAUCUGACGGACAUUUCUAAGAGAUUCCGCAACUUCUCAAUGCCCGCCCGGCUGGACCCAUAUUAUGAUAGAAUGGUGGAGUUGGCUGAGCAAAACAAAACGAGUGAUCUUAAGGCGUUGGUUCAAGACGUCCUUCAGAUACAACCUCAAGACAACCCCUUGCAAACUCUUAUAAAUUUGUUCAAAAGUCGAGCGCCCACUCACGACGCACCUUCACUUCCAAAAAAUUUGACAAACACCAGCGAUAAGAAAACAAUGAGCGAGAUGUUGUCUUCUAAAGUGUCCGAAGUGAUGAGCUCCGAUCAGAUGAAAACUAUAAAAAGCAAAUUAGAAACUGCAUGGAAUUCUAUAUAA